Molecule: messenger RNA, 1802 nt
Organism: Galleria mellonella (greater wax moth)
Lineage: Eukaryota; Metazoa; Arthropoda; Insecta; Lepidoptera; Pyralidae
Product: ecdysone oxidase-like
Exons: 3
Coding region: 1-1767 (588 amino acids)
Molecular function (GO): flavin adenine dinucleotide binding; ecdysone oxidase activity
Source: RefSeq, a predicted model, not a curated record
AUGAACAGUACGUCACAAAUAGCUAGUGUAAAAUGGACGCAAAGCGCUUUGCGAGUAUUGGCCACUACUCUGCAGCUGACGUCGUACAUGUAUCCAGAACAGGCCUUAGUCCAUGAAUAUUUAGAAUCUAACUUCGUUCCAGAUGGUGACGUAUUCGACUACAUAGUAGUGGGUGCAGGAUCUGCUGGUUGUGUGAUCGCGAACAGGCUCACAGAGGAUCCUACGUCGAGAGUCUUGCUGGUAGAAGCUGGCGGUGAUCCCCCUCUAGAAUCAGAUUUACCGGCCUUACAAAUAUAUACAAUACACGCACAAGAAGAUUGGAAUUACACAUCAGUAUACGAUGGAUACUCACAAGAAUGUCACACGCCUCCCGUAGCAGAUAUAACGAGAGGGAAAAUGCUGGGAGGUUGCAGUAGUAGCAACAAUAUGUACUAUGUCCGAGCUAACCCUCACGACUAUGACAAUUGGGCAACAAUAACCAAUGACGACACUUGGAAAUAUAAUAAUGUCCUUCCAUAUUUUAUAAAAAGUGAAAAAAAUCAAGAUCCAAACAUUUGGAAUACACCAAAUGCACGCUUUCAUGGUAAAGACGGUUACCUAGGAGUCACUAAACAGUAUUCCAAUAUAACUAAUAAAUAUCUUAAUGCUUUUAGUGAACUCGGAUUUGAUGUCGUGUUUGACACAAAUGGAAAUUAUACGCUUGGCUUCAAUGAACCAAUGCUAACGAUUGCUAAUGAUUCUCGACAAAGCACGGCCACAGCGUUCCUCUCGCCUAUUAAAAAUAGACCCAAUUUACAUGUUUUAAAAAAUACUCUGGUCACUAAAAUUAAUUUUGAUAAAGACAAUAACGCCGUUAGUAUUGAUGCGAUUAAAGAAAAUAACGAAAGAAUAGCAAUAAAAGCAAACAAAGAAAUCAUUGUAUCAGCUGGAACUAUAAAUUCUGCACAGUUACUUAUGUUGUCUGGUGUAGGUCCUAAGAAACAUUUAGAGGAUUUAAAUAUUAAUGUUAUCUCAAACUUACCUGUAGGAGAGAAUUUGCAAAACCAUAUGAUGAGUAUAUCAGUAUAUGCAUUGGGAGAAAGACACAGCUCUACUGAACCUCCAAGUCCCCACAAACACUCAGUACCAACCAUUUACGGUUUUGUCGCCAUGAAUAAAUCACAAUUAUAUCCGGAUUAUCAAACCGCCAGCAACAUCAUGAAUGACGACGAUCUAUUGCAAAAAUGUGCUUUUUUCUAUUAUUUCAAGAAUGAACUUUGUGAUGCUUUUUACGAACAAGUGAGAGGAAGGGAGGUUAUGAUUUCGUUAACAACUCUGCUUCAUCCGAAAUCUCAUGGUCGUAUUUUGUUACAAAGCGUGAAUCCUCUUGAUUACCCGCUGAUUUACACGGAUUACUUUACUCACAAUGCAGAUUUGAAGAAUCUCAUUACAUACACACAAGAUGUCUAUCGUUUAAUGAAUACAAGUUACUUCAAGGAGAUGAACGCAAAAUUUUUGAUUCCACCAAGUUGUGCUUUGCUCGAACCAGAUAGCGAGGAAUUCUGGAAAUGUCAAAUACUGUGCAUGGCAACACCAGCCAAUCACUACAUAGGAACCUGUGCAAUAGGAUCUGUAGUGGAUGGGCGACUGAGAGUAUUAGGUGUGCAGAAAUUGAGGGUGGCAGAUGGGAGCGUUAUUCCCGCAAUGACUAGUGGAAACGUUAAUGCUCCUAUUAUUAUGAUUGGCGAAAAAGCUGCAGAUUUUAUAAAGGCAGAUAAUAAAGUUUAACUGAAUUAUAAUUACAAUUAUUUGCAAAAUAAAUU